Messenger RNA from Sphaeramia orbicularis (orbiculate cardinalfish), 3269 nucleotides. RefSeq names its product neurotrypsin-like. The record is from RefSeq and is a predicted model, not a curated record. Gene Ontology annotation, biological process: proteolysis. Lineage: Eukaryota; Metazoa; Chordata; Actinopteri; Kurtiformes; Apogonidae. The coding region runs from base 144 to 2924 and encodes 926 amino acids. Gene Ontology annotation, molecular function: serine-type endopeptidase activity. The transcript is spliced from 14 exons. Gene Ontology annotation, cellular component: membrane.
ACCCUCGUGCACGUCAAACCUCCCACGUACAUCCUCUCACACACGUUUCCAGCAUCAGCGGCGGCGGAGGGUCGAGGAGGAGCGGAGGAGAGCGGCUCAACCCCACGGAGGGAGAUGGGAGAGGAGAGACGGCUUCUCCGCCGAUGACACGAACACGACAGGCAGCGGGAAGCAUGGGCCGAACGAGAACCAGAACCAGAACCAGAACCCCAACCAGCCGGGAGAUGCUGUGCUUGAUCGGAACCGCCUGCUUCUGGAUGCCGUUGUUGGCUGAGGUGGUGGCUGAAGACAGUUACUUAAACGAGGUGCAGAAUUCAGUGCCCCUGUCCUGCUCGGAGGGAUUCACAGAGCUGGGGUACUACAACGGCACAGUGUCCCAGACGGACUCUGGAGCCCCCUGUCUGAAGUGGACGGAGUUUCCAGACUACGUUAUUCAGUAUCCAGGACGAGGGCUGGGCGACCACAACUACUGCAGGAACCCCGACCGAGAAUCCAACCCCUGGUGUUUCUUCAGGCAGAAUUCGGGGGCCAUUGGGUGGGCUUACUGCGACUGCCACCAGGGUGCAGCUCGUCUGAUUGGCGGUUCGUCCACCAGCAGUGGGCGGGUCGAAGUCUACCUGAAUGGACAAUGGGGGGCGGUGUGCGACUCCCACUGGACGGACAGAGACGCUAGUGUGAUCUGCAGACAACUGGGUCUGGGUGACAUUGGCACAGCUCUGCAGCAUUCCCAGUUCGGCUCCGGCUCAGGCCUCUUUCACUAUGAGCGUCUGGGUUGCCGCGGCGACGAGAACACCCUGAGCAACUGCCGGAGCAGGACGUUCGUCACCGGUGACUGUAGCCAUGGAAACGAGGCCGCAGUGGUGUGUGCGCCACCAGAAGGCAGUGGCCCCCCCCUCCGACUGGUGGGUGGUGAGGAAGACUUUGAAGGUCGAGUGGAGGUGUUUUACGGAGGAAGGUGGGGCUCCGUCUGUGAUGACCAAUGGGAUGACAGAGACGCUGAGGUGGUGUGCAGACAGCUGGGCUUCAGUGGUGUGGCCAAGGCCUGGUCCUGGGCCCACUUCGGUCAGGGUUCUGGUCCCAUCCUGCUGGAUGCUGUGAAGUGCACAGGAAAUGAGUUCUUCCUGGAUCAGUGUUCCCAUGGUGACUGGGAGCAGCACAACUGUGACCACAUGGAGGAUGCUGGGGUCUCCUGCAGCCCAUAUACAGAUGGGGUGGUGCGGCUGGUCGGAGGAGACAGUCCCUGGGAGGGUCGGGUGGAAAUUUUACACAACGGGGACUGGGGGACAGUGUGUGACGACCACUGGACACACCAACAUGCAGAGGUGGUGUGCAGACAGCUGGGCUACAGGGGUCAUGCUGAAGUGGUGGUAGACGGAACGUUUGGCGAAGGCGUUGGGCUGAUCUUAUUGGAUGACGUACGCUGCGAGGGGUCAGAGCCGUCCCUGUUGGACUGUCGACACGGGAUCUGGGGGAGGACAGACUGCUCUCACAGCGAGGACGUAGGCGUUCGCUGCAGAGGAACGUCCAGCCAACGGACCAAUGAGGUGCCGGUCAUUGCACCUUCGACAGGUCCCCUGGUGCGUCUCGUGGGUGGCAGCAGUCGGAAGGAGGGUCGCGUUGAAGUUUAUCUCCAUGGUGACUGGGGGAGUAUCUGUGACUCGGGCUGGAACGACCUGAACGCAGUGGUGGUCUGCAGACAGCUGGGACACAGCGGCAGAGCGCUGGCAGCUGGAGGGUUCGGCCCAGGUAAAGGACCCGUCCAUCUGGACCGGGUCAGGUGCACAGGGAAGGAGGAGUUCUUGGGCGAGUGUCCGUCUCUGGGCCAGAGAAUCCAGGGCUGCAGACACCAAGAGGACGCCGGGGUGAGGUGUGAUGUGGCAAAUCUGGAAUCAGCUUCACGGGCAAAGCCUGAGGAGCUGAGCUGUGGUUUGAGGAAGAUGGAGGAAGAAGAGGAGGAGAAGAAGAGGAGGAAGAACCGAGGAGAGGACAGCACACUCAGAACCUCGUGGCCGUGGCAAGUUUCAGUGUGGCUUCGAUCCCACCAACACAACACUGGUCCAGUCUGUAGUGGAACUGUGAUCAGCCCCUGCUGGGCCCUGACCUCUGCACACUGCAUCAGCAGGUUUGGCAGUGACCCCUCGGAGCUCCUGGUCCGGGUCGGGUCUUCGGAGAGAACCCUGGUCCCUGAACAGGUGGUGGUUCACAGGAAGUUCAAGGGUCAGAGCGGAGGUCAUGACCUGGCUUUGAUAAGGCUUCCCAGCUCCAAGGGCCACUGUAUGACCUUUGACCCCAACACUAAUGCGGCGUGCCUUCCUACUCCAGACACAGCAUCAGAUGGGAGUCGUCUGUCCGCUUGUGUUGUCACGGUUACCACAGGCUGGAGUGGUCCAGAUUCCAUACUUGCAUCCUGGGUGCCUUUGAUGUUGCCAUGGCAAUGUAAGAAGCACUACGGUGACAGCUUCUCCAGCCACGGAACGCUGUGCGCCGGCAGUCCCCCCGACACCAGCCGUCUCCACAGCGACGACUGUCAGGGCAACUCUGGAGCUGGGCUGGUGUGCCAGGGGGACGCGGGUCGGUGGGUGCUCACAGGUGUGGUCGCCGGCGGUUACGGCUGCACUGACCCCGCCUCUCCUGCGCUGUACAUACGUGUCAACCGCUUCAGGAGCUGGAUCAACGAGGUCACACACACGCACGACAGGAGGCGGGAUGAGCUCGACACAGAACUACGGCACGGACACGAGGAGGAGCCGUCACACAUCCGUGACAAACACACACAUGACCAUCAACACGAUAACGAGAUCGGCACCGUUGGACAGAAACACACACACGUGCAUCAUCCACACACUAACACACAGGCGAAGAGCGCACACUUUCACAGUUUCAACACAGAGAAUCCCGACAAACACGUACAAAUCGUGGUCUGAUCGACUCCGUGUGAUUGGCUGUACCAUCUGUGCCAUGUGACCGCCUGAGGAGCAGGAGGAGGAGCAGGAGGAGGAGGAGGACCAGGAGCAGGAGGAGGACCCAGCUUCAGUGUCAGUGUGAACUCAGUGUUGUGAAGUGUCGUCAGGCAGAUGCAGGUGUGUGGGCCGACGUGGACGACCCAAUGCAUGGUGCUUUGUGGUGCUUUUUUUACAGGCAGACCCAGAAUCUGGCAGACGCUGAUCAGGGUUUUUUCACCCACCUGAAAAACUCCAAAAAAUCAGCAUGGCAUGUAUUUAAGGUGAAACCUACAGUACUUCGGGUGAAAUUUUAAAGGUGGUCAGACA